Nyctereutes procyonoides (raccoon dog) is the source of this 447-nucleotide messenger RNA. RefSeq names its product lysozyme-like protein 1. The coding region runs from base 1 to 447 and encodes 148 amino acids. The record is from RefSeq and is a predicted model, not a curated record. Lineage: Eukaryota; Metazoa; Chordata; Mammalia; Carnivora; Canidae. Gene Ontology annotation, molecular function: lysozyme activity. The transcript is spliced from 4 exons.
AUGAAGGCUGCCGGCAUCUUGGCCCUGAUUGGCUGUCUGAUCAUGGUCACUGAGCCCAAAAUCUACACUCGCUGUAAACUGGCAAAAAUAUUUUCGAGGGCUGGCCUGGACAAUUACCAGGGUUUUAGCCUUGGAAACUGGAUCUGCAUGGCAUACUAUGAGAGCCGCUACAAUACAACAGCUGAGACCCAGCUGGAGGAUGGAAGCAUUGACUAUGGCAUUUUUCAGAUAAAUAGUUUCACGUGGUGCAGACGUGCUAAGCUACAAGAGAAGAACCACUGUCACGUUGCCUGCUCAGCCUUGAUCACAGAUGAUCUCACAGAUGCAAUUCUAUGUGCCAAGAAAAUUGCUAAAGAGACAGAAGGGAUGAACUAUUGGCAAGGCUGGAAGAAACACUGUGAAGGCAAGGACCUGUCUGAGUGGAAAAAGGGAUGUGAGGUUUCAUGA